UCACAAACUAAAAACCAGAGAAGGAAAAUGUGCAGUAGGGGAUUGUUACAGAUGGUACAGAAAGUAGGUUGAAGAAGGUCAUGUUGUUUGGUCAAUGGAAUCCAUAGCCAUGGCGAUGAGAAAAGGAGCAGUAUAAGUAGAAAGGCGAUUGUUCACAGAUACAUUACAAUUUACAACCAUAGCCAUUUCUCUUAAUCUCAGUCUCUUUUAAGGUUCAAACAACACAUAAGAAUGUCGCCUUUGGCUUUUGUUUUGACUUUGAGCUGUUACAGACGUUGGCCAUCCCGCUUCAGCACCCCCUAUUCUCACAACCUUCUCGUUUUAUUCUCUUCAACCGCCACCACCAUUACCCCACCUAACGGAAACGAGUCGCCGUCGAGUGGACCCGCUCCGCCUCCUAUCCGAGUCGCACUAACCGAGUCAACAGGUCGAGCCGUGUUCGCCACUCGGAGAAUUGGUGCUGGAGACACCAUCCACACUGCUAAACCCAUCGUAUCUCAUCCUUCUCUCUCUGCCAUUACCACUGUCUGUUACUUUUGCCUCAAAAAGAUCAACGCUGUUACUGCGUCUCAAUCUCAAGGCGUUUACUUUUGCUCUGAAAAUUGCAAAGAGAGCUCCAAGGUUUUUUAUGAUGUGGAGAAGAAAACAGAUUGGCUAGCUUUUGAUGAUUAUUGCAGGACCCAAGGCCUGAAAUAUCCCCUUUUGGUAAAGCGGUUAGCUUGUAUGGUUAUAUCAGGAGCUGCACCUGCUGGUAUUCUCGACAUACUUCAACCAGCUAACUUAACUCAAGGGAUGAUUUUAAAGAUGGAAGAGGGAUUCCAUUUGCUAAGAAAUGCUUUGGUGAAGGCAAAUAUUGGAGAUGAACAUAUGUCUUUCUUAACGAAACAAUGGUACACUGAUGUGCUUGCACGAAUUCGUAUCAAUGCAUUCCGUAUUGAAUUAGCUGCAGGUGUAUAUGAAGAUCUUCUUUCAUUAGCUUCAGCCUCCAUCGAAGCUGAAGCUGCAGUUGGAAAUGCUAUUUACAUGCUUCCAUCCUUUUACAACCAUGAUUGUGAUCCAAACACACACAUUGUUUGGAUAGAGAAUGCUGAUGCAAAAUUGAAGGCGCUCCGUGACAUUGAUGAAGGUGAAGAGCUUCAGAUAUGCUACAUUGAUGCCAGUAUGAGUUAUGAUGCCAGAGAAAGUCUCUUGUCUCAAGGUUUUGGUUUCAAAUGCAAUUGUCUGAGAUGCAUGUCUGGUGAUUAAGAGAUCUAUGAUGUUCAGUCUCCUAGGAUUAUAAGGAUGUACUGUAUUUGUAUGUCAAUAGUUUCUUCGACAUUAGUAAGAGGUGGUAAAAGAACAUAGUCCAUUUUUGGUAGAAGGCUGCUUGUAAUUUAGGAGCUUUUUUAGUAGUACCUAAAUUGAAACAAUAAAUAUGCAAGUUCCAAAGGAAAGAAAAUGGUGGAACCUGAGUUCAUUAUUCAGGGUGCUGGAUGGGUUUGAUACAUAGAACUGGAAGUGGGUCAGUCAGAUUUGAGAGCCCAAAUUACUUUUCAGUAAUAAUAUUUAGAUCUGCUAUUUCCUUUGUAAUAA
Gossypium raimondii (Peruvian cotton) is the source of this 1572-nucleotide messenger RNA. Its product is annotated as histone-lysine N-methyltransferase ATXR4. Lineage: Eukaryota; Viridiplantae; Streptophyta; Magnoliopsida; Malvales; Malvaceae. Gene Ontology annotation, molecular function: protein binding. Gene Ontology annotation, cellular component: nucleus. The transcript is spliced from 7 exons. Bases 232 to 1245 code for a protein of 337 amino acids. The record is from RefSeq and is a predicted model, not a curated record.